Poecile atricapillus (Black-capped chickadee) is the source of this 2512-nucleotide messenger RNA. RefSeq names its product metabotropic glutamate receptor 6-like. Gene Ontology annotation, cellular component: membrane. Gene Ontology annotation, molecular function: adenylate cyclase inhibiting G protein-coupled glutamate receptor activity. Gene Ontology annotation, biological process: G protein-coupled glutamate receptor signaling pathway; regulation of synaptic transmission, glutamatergic. Lineage: Eukaryota; Metazoa; Chordata; Aves; Passeriformes; Paridae. The record is from RefSeq and is a predicted model, not a curated record.
CCCCACGCCAUCCGCCUGGAGGGUGACCUGACGCUGGGGGGGCUGUUCCCGGUGCACGCCCGCGGCCCCGCCGGCGUCCCCUGCGCGGUGAAGAAGGAGAAGGGGAUCCACCGGCUGGAGGCCAUGCUCUACGCCCUGGACCGCGUCAACGGCGACCCGCGCGUGCUGCCCAACCUGACGCUGGGCGCGCGCAUCCUGGACACCUGCUCCCGCGACACCUACGCCCUGGAGCAGGCCCUCAGCUUCGUCAGGAGCCUCCUGCCCCCCGAGGGGGGCGAGGGCAGCUGCCCCGACGGCUCGGCCCCGCGCCGGCCCCCGCCGGAGAGGCUGGUGGGGGUCAUCGGAGCCUCGGCCAGCUCCGUGUCCAUCAUGGUGGCCAACGUGCUGCGGCUCUUCGCGAUCCCCCAGAUCAGCUACGCCUCCACGGCCCCGGAGCUGUCUGACCCCGGCCGUUACGAGUUCUUCUCGCGGGUGGUGCCCCCGGACUCGUACCAGGCUCAGGCCAUGGUGGCCGUGGUGCGGGCGCUGGGCUGGAGCUACGUCAGCACCUUGGCCUCCGAGGGCAACUACGGCGAGAGCGGCGUCGAGGCCUUCGUGCAGAGCUCCCGCGAGGCCGGGGGGCUGUGCAUCGCCCAGUCCAUCAAGAUCCCGCGGGAGCCGAAGCCGGGGGAGUUCUCCAAGGUCAUCGGGCGCCUGAUGGAGACGUCGACGGCGCGCGGGGUCGUGCUCUUCGCCAACGAGGACGACAUCCGGCGGGUGCUCGAGGCCGCCACCCUCGCCAACCUCUCGGGUCACUUCUCGUGGGUGGGCUCGGACAGUUGGGGGGCCAAGAUGGCUCCGGUGCAGGGCCUGGAGGAGGCGGCGCACGGGGCCAUCACCAUCCUCCCCAAACGAGCCUCGGUGCCCGGUUUUGACGAGUACUUCACGUCGCGCUCUCUGGAGAACAAUCGCCGCAACCUCUGGUUCCACGAGUUCUGGGAGGACGAUUUCAACUGCCGGCUGCCCCACGGCGCCGCCGCGCCCCACGGCGAGAGCGGGGGGAGCUCUGGGGUGCCCCUGCGCAAGUGCACAGGCCGGGAGCGCAUCGGCCGGGACUCCCCGUACGAGCAGGAGGGGAAGGUUCAGUUCGUCAUCGACGCCGUCCUGGCCAUGGCCCAUGGGCUGCACUCCCUGCUGGGCGAGGCCUGCCCGGGGGGGGGGCUCUGCCCCACCAUGGACCCCCCCGACGGGCGCCGCCUCCUCACACACAUCCGCAGGGUGGCCUUCAACGGCAGCGCGGGGACGCCGGUGUCCUUCAAUGAGAACGGGGACGCGCCCGGGCGUUACGACAUCUUCCAGUUCCAGGGGGGCAACGGCAGCGGCGCCUACCGGGCUGUGGGGCAGUGGGUGCAGGGGCUGCACCUGCAGGAGGACGCCAUGGCCUGGGGCUCCAACUCUUCCUCCCCUCCACCCUCGGUGUGCAGCCUCCCCUGCGGCCCCGGCGAGCGCAAGAAGCCGGUGAAGGGGGUCCCGUGCUGCUGGCACUGCGAGCUCUGCGGGGGCUACCAGUACCGGGCAGACCCCCUGAGCUGCCUGCCCUGCGCCCCACACCUGCGCCCCACACCCGACCGCACCGCCUGCCGCCCCACGCCGGUGCUGCGCCUGCGCUGGGCCGACCCCUGCGCCGCCGUGCCCCUGGCGCUGGCCACGCUGGGGCUGAUGGCCACCGCCUUCGUGCUGGCCACCUUCAUCCGGCACCACGAGACCCCCAUCGUCAAGGCCUCGGGGAGGGAGCUGAGUUACGUCCUGCUGGUUGGCAUCGCCCUGGUGUACGCCAUCACCUUCCUCAUGGUGGCCGAGCCCGGCGUGGGGGUCUGCGCCCUGCGGAGGCUCUUCCUGGGCGCGGGGAUGAGCCUGACCUACGCCGCGCUGCUGACCAAAACCAACCGCAUCUACCGCAUCUUCGAGCAGGGGAAGCGCUCGGUGACGCCGCCGCGUUUCAUCAGCCCCACGUCCCAGCUCGUCAUCACCUUCACCCUCAGCGGCCUCCAGCUGGUGGCCGCCGCCACUUGGCUGCUGGUCCGGCCCCCCCACGCCCUCAUCGACUACGAGAUGGGCCGGACCCCCGACCCCGAGGCGGCGCGGGGGGUCCUGCGCUGCGACAUGGCGGAGGGGGCGACGCUGGCGUGCCUGGCGUACGCGCUGCUGCUGAUGCUCACCUGCACCGUCUACGCCGUCAAGGCGCGCGGCGUCCCCGAGACCUUCAACGAGGCCAAGCCCAUCGGCUUCGCCAUGUACACAACGUGCGUGGUGUGGCUCGCCUUCGGACCCAUCUUCUUCGGGGCAGCGCAGUCGGCAGAGAGGGUUCACGUGCAGACGGCCACGCUGACGGUGUCCAUGUCUCUGUCGGCCUCGGUGCCGCUGGGGCUCCUCUACGCUCCCAAGGUUUACGUCAUCCUCCUGCACCCCGAGCGCAACCAGCCCAAACGGCGCGGGGCAGACCCCCCCCCGUAGGGACCCCCCGCUUUGGGGA